CCACCCAAAAAGAAGAAGGAAGCUGGGAAAAAGAAGUCAGCUAAAGGGAAAAAAAGUACAGCUGUGGUAGAUGGCAUAGCCACAGAGGAAAUGAGCAAGGAAGAGCUGGAGGAACAUAUUGUGCGUCUUCGAGAAGAACUAGAUCGGGAACGAGAGGAACGUAAUUAUUUCCAACUAGAACGUGACAAGAUUCACACCUUCUGGGAGAUCACAAGGCGUCAGCUAGAAGAGAAAAAAUGUGAACUACGCAACAAGGACCGUGAAAUGGAGGAGGCUGAAGAGAGACAUCAGGUGGAGAUAAAGGUGUACAAGCAGAAAGUAAAACAUUUGCUGUAUGAGCAUCAAAAUAACAUCUCAGAGUUAAAGGCAGAGGGAAGUGUAUCCAUGAAGCUGGCUCAGACAGAGCACCAUACUCAGGAGAGCUUGCUACGUAAGGAUAUGCGUGGACUAAAGGUGGAAAUCAAAGAGCAAGAGUUGGCCAAUGAAAUGGUUGUCAAGAACCUUAAAAUGAAACAAGAUGAAGAGACCACGCGAUUAAGGAACGACUUUGAAAGACAAGUACGAGAAAUUGAGGCUAAGUAUGAGAAGAAAAUGCGCAUAUUGCGAGAUGAGCUGGAACUACGCAGGAAGACAGAAAUCCAUGAGAUUGAGGAAAGAAAAAAUGGACAAAUCAAUACACUCAUGCGUAACCAUGAGAAGGCAUUCAGUGACAUCAAGAACUACUACAAUGACAUCACACUCAAUAACCUAGCUCUCAUCAAUUCACUUAAAGAACAGAUGGAAGAGAUGAAGAAGAAAGAAGAUCGCAUGGAAAAGGAGAUGGCUGACUUACAGCUUCAAAACCGUCGUCUUACUGAACCUCUGCAGAAGGCCAGAGAAGAGGUUACCGAGCUCAACAGGCAGCUAGCCAACUAUGAGAAAGAUAAGACAGCACUAGCAAAUACAAAGGCUCGCCUGAAAGCAACAGAGAAGGAACUGAAUGACCUGAAAUGGGAACAUGAGGUUCUAGAACAGAGGUUCCAAAAGGUGCAAAUGGAGCGGGAUGAGCUUUAUAAGAAAUUCACAGCUGCCAUUCAUGAGGUUCAACAGAAAAGUGGUUUUAAGAACCUGUUGUUGGAACGCAAACUGCAGGCUCUAGGUGAUGCUCUAGAAAAGAAGGAGGCACAACUUAAUGAGGUGCUUGCUGCCUCCAACCUAGAUCCCACGGCACUUGCAGUUGUCACACGCAAACUGGAGGAUGUUUUGGAUUCAAAAAAUGGUGCCAUCAAGGAUUUGCAGUAUGAGCUGGCAAGAGUUUGCAAGGCACACAAUGAUCUGCUCGGAACAUACGAGGCGAAGAUGAGAGCCUUUGGGAUUCCUGCUGAUGAGCUUGGCUUCAAACCUCUGGAAUGCCUGGUGCCUGGGCAGAAUUUUGGACAAGGCCCUGCAGGACUGGUUUCUGCCCCUACGUAAUGCAGAGUUUUAUCUCCAUUGUAAAAAUAUCCCUGGUUUCCUUCUGUUCAAACUUACAAUACAAAGAAUAUCAAUUUCU
This is a messenger RNA of Xenopus tropicalis (tropical clawed frog), 1531 nucleotides long. RefSeq names its product dynein regulatory complex subunit 4 (gene drc4). The record is from RefSeq and is marked provisional. NCBI's taxonomy places the organism in Eukaryota, Metazoa, Chordata, Amphibia, Anura, Pipidae. Gene Ontology annotation, molecular function: small GTPase binding; microtubule binding. Gene Ontology annotation, biological process: cell motility. Gene Ontology annotation, cellular component: cytoskeleton; motile cilium.